GUUUUGUUACUGAACUCCCGUCGGUGAGCAUGGGCCAAGAAAGCACAUUUACAGCUCAAAAAAGAGCCGGAGCACUCCCUACAACCGUCACGGCCAACGGCGGUGUCCGUGGCCGCUCCCCCAACGUAUUACCACGCGGCCGUCAGAUCGACCGUACCUUCAACAAUGUCAAAAUCACCAUCCUUUGCGGUUUCGUCACUAUCCUUGUACUCCGUGGCACCAUUGGUAUCGGCAACGUUUCAUCCUCGGAAGCAGAGGCUGAGAAUCAGAAUUUAAUAGAAGAAACUAAUCGGAUCCUCUCCGAUAUCCGUUCCGAUAAGGACCCGGAUGAUCCAGCAGGAGAUCAACCUGAGACUUUCAUGAGUCUUAAUGACACUUACAGUUUAGGGCCCAAAAUUGCUAAUUGGGAUAAAGACCGGAAAAUGUGGCUUCAGAAGAAUCCAGAAUUUCCCAAUUUCGUUAAUGGUAAGCCUCGGAUUUUACUUGUAACUGGGUCUCCUCCAAAUCCUUGUGACAAUGCAAUUGGGGAUCAUUAUCUGUUGAAGGCGAUAAAGAACAAGAUUGAUUAUUGUAGGAUUCAUGGUAUUGAAAUUUUGUAUAAUUUAGCUCAUUUGGAAAAGGAAAUGGCUGGUUACUGGGCCAAACUUCCAUUGAUUCGUAGGCUAAUGUUGUCUCAUCCUGAAGUGGAGUGGAUUUGGUGGAUGGAUAGUGAUGCUUUGUUUACUGAUAUGGUUUUUGAGAUGCCUUUAUCAAAGUAUAAUCGUCAUAAUCUUGUUGUUCAUGGAUACCCAGAUUUAUUGUUUGAUCAAAAAUCAUGGAUUGCAUUGAACACAGGUAGUUUUCUUUUUAGGAAUUGCCAGUGGUUUCUUGAUUUGUUGGAUGCUUGGGCCCCAAUGGGACCUAAAGGUCCUAUUCGCGAGGAAGCUGGCAAGAUUUUGACAUCUUAUUUAAAGGGUAGACCCGCUUUUGAAGCCGAUGAUCAGUCUGCCCUAAUUUACUUGUUGGUAUCACAGAAGGAUAAAUGGAUGCCCAAGGUGUUCGUUGAGAAUUCAUAUUAUCUACACGGAUAUUGGGCGGGGCUAGUUGAUAGGUACGAAGAGAUGAUUGAGAAGUACCAUCCUGGUUUAGGUGAUGAGAGAUGGCCAUUUGUUACACAUUUUGUAGGGUGCAAGCCUUGUGGGAGUUAUGGAGAUUACCCCGUUGAGAGAUGCUUGAAAAGCAUGGAGAGGGCUUUCAAUUUUGCAGAUAAUCAAGUGCUUAACUUGUAUGGGUUCAAACAUAAGGGCUUGUUGAGUCCCAACGUCAAAAGGAUUAGGAAUGAAACUGAUCACCCCCUGCAGUACGUAGAUCAGUUAGAUGUUCGACAUGCAAAGCCCAAGCACACGGGAACUUAGAGCUAGGAGUAUACUGUCUUUCGCUGGAAAAAAUCUUCAGUUUUUCGUGGUCUUGCUUGGGAUGUGCUGACAAAAGGAUUGAUCUGUCUUUGCAUUAAUCAAAAAAAGAAAAAAAGGAAAAUAGGUUUGAUAUGUCUCGUAUGAGAAUGGCACUCUUGGAAUGAAGUGCUCUUGCUCUUCUGCCUCUCUUUCUGUGAUAGCGAAGCAUUGCAAGAAGAGGGCAGAAUGUCAUUUUAUUCGAUCUCCCAAGGAGUAAGUUUGUUUUACAUUUACUUAUUUGUUGCAACAUUUUAGCUCCUGAGCAAGUUGAGAGAAUCUCAGAUGAAUUAACUGAUGCUGCGCAAAACGAACCACUUCGAAUCAUCAAGGAACCAGCUUCAUAUCAUGAUCUCACUUGUAUAAUCGCAAUCGUGAUUGCUAGUCUCUUGUUCAUUUUUUGGUAUAUGGUAGUGGACAACAAAAUGUUUAGUUUGAACUUGGAAGUAUUACCAGCAUUAAUACAUGUUCUUUUAUUCUUUUGCCU
Solanum verrucosum is the source of this 1917-nucleotide messenger RNA. Its product is annotated as probable xyloglucan 6-xylosyltransferase 5. The coding region runs from base 30 to 1394 and encodes 454 amino acids. Gene Ontology annotation, molecular function: hexosyltransferase activity. Gene Ontology annotation, cellular component: endosome; membrane; trans-Golgi network. Gene Ontology annotation, biological process: xyloglucan biosynthetic process. The record is from RefSeq and is a predicted model, not a curated record. The transcript is spliced from 2 exons. NCBI's taxonomy places the organism in Eukaryota, Viridiplantae, Streptophyta, Magnoliopsida, Solanales, Solanaceae.